AUGCGAAUUCCUAGAAAUGUAGAUAAAUUUGAGGUACCAAAAGAUAAACAAUCAUUACAACGAUUUCUAGGAUUUAUGAAUUACUUCAGAUCCUUUAUAUUAGACUUUGCAAAAAUUGCAUCACCACUCUAUGAAAGAGUAGGAAAUAAAGACUUUGACUGGACACCAAAAUGUCAACAAGCAAUGGACAUGUUAAAAAGAGAAAUAAAACGAGUACUGGAACUAUCAUAUCCAGAUCCACACCAACCAUUCUUUAUGGAAACAGAUGCAUCCGACAAGGCUGUUGGAGCAAUAUUAUACCAAAUAGGAGACAAAUCACGAGAUCAUUGGAAGAUCAAAGAAGAAAUUAAAAGAAAAGACUUACUAAGAGAACAAAUAUUGGCUGAAAAAGACUAUAGUAAACGACCAUCAGAAAAUAUACGAAUAAUAAAAAUAGGAUCAACCGCGUUGUCAGAAACACAAAGAAAGUAG
Ambispora leptoticha is the source of this 471-nucleotide messenger RNA. Lineage: Eukaryota; Fungi; Glomeromycota; Glomeromycetes; Archaeosporales; Ambisporaceae. The record is from the annotation of a GenBank genome assembly.